GCUGGUCUGUAACACGCCCCAGGUGGGGCAGAGCGACCAGCUCCAACGGCAGGGGAUUGUCCCAUGUCACAGUGGGGACGCACGCUCGCAGGCCCGGCCGAUGCAACUCCUGCGGCGAGGCCCCAUUGUGAGGUGUGAGGUGUCCCGGGCUGUAUCUGCCCAGCAGGGCCAGCACAGCGCCAGAUCCGCUGCUGGUCGCAGACGAGAGCUCCUGGUUUGGAUCCCCAGCCUUGAGCCUCGUGUGGUACCAAAGGCGCUCAGGCCCUGUGUCGCUAUGGCACCGCUGCUGCUGCUGCUGCUGCUGCUGGGCCUGGCCCCCGGCCUGGCCCGGCCCCUGGGGCCCUGCCCAGGGCCCUGCCGCUGCCGCGGGCGCCGCCUGGACUGCAGCAGCGCUGCCCUGGCCCGCGUGCCGCUGGCCACCCCCCAACGGCCCUUCUCCGUGCUGGAUUUCACUGGGAACGCGCUCGCCCUCAUUCGCCCUCAGGCGUGGAAGGGAUACCUGUGGGCUGAGAAGCUAGUCCUCCAGCACAACAACCUGCGGGCGGUGAAGAGGCGCUCGCUGGGGGGGCUGCUCCUGCUGAGGCACCUUGAUUUAUCUUACAACAAAAUCCAGCUGAUCGAGGCGCGUGCUUUUGAGAACCUUCCUUUCCUGGAGACCAUAAGCCUGGAGGGAAAUCUCAUCACCCAGAUCCGGAGCGACACCUUCCGGGCAUGGCACGGGAUGCAGUUCCUCCAGACGCUGUGAGUGUUCCAAGGGCUAAGGGUAGCUCAGAGCAGUGACACUUGUCACUGUGUUCUGCUCACCUCUUAACCCCAGUAGGCAGCAGCAUCAAUGCUGAAUGACAACUCUGUCAGGCCACGCCUUUGCCUGGCUGGGUGCAGGACCAGAGACAACGCUCAGGGACAGUGGGAAUGUGAGAAAUAGGGAAAGUCCUGUUGGAGGGAAGCCACCAGAAGGUGUGAGUUGAGGAGGAAAGA
Molecule: messenger RNA, 978 nt
Organism: Pezoporus flaviventris
Lineage: Eukaryota; Metazoa; Chordata; Aves; Psittaciformes; Psittacidae
Product: leucine-rich repeat-containing protein 37B-like
Exons: 5
Coding region: 101-745 (214 amino acids)
Cellular component (GO): plasma membrane
Molecular function (GO): protein binding
Source: RefSeq, a predicted model, not a curated record